UAAAAGUAUGCACCAAUCAAAUUCACGAAUUUUGCACAAUUGCAAAGCAAUUUUCCUAAACGCAGCCUGCAGCCAUUCAUGUAUACGGACCAUUCAAUACCUAGCAUCAUCUGACAUCGAUCAGCUGAUCAGGCUGAUCUAAUGCUUCAGCAGCACCGGCAUAAACAAGUUUUAUCUUGAAUGUGAUGCAUUUGAUAAUUACGAAACGUUUGUGAUUUAUAUACAAUCGUGAGAUAUACAUUAAUCUUUAAAUAAAAAGAAAUCCAAAUAAUUCAUUAAAAUGUCUAAGAACACGAAGGAUGUGGUUACGAUAGACGACGACAAUGAGAGAGAGUAUCAAGUCACCGAGGACGACGAAAUCGCUGCCAUCAAUUUCGAGCUGCAACAAAUAGAGAGCGAACUGCAGAAACUUCAGGAUCGUAAGAAAAUAUUGACUCAACGUAAGGAGAAAUUACGCGACGACGCUCUUUUGAAGAAAAGUUUUUCCCUGUCCAAGAAAAAUUGGGACAAUGAGAACUUUGAUUGGUCCACAAGUCUCAGGAAAGCUUUAAAAGACGUUUUCAAGAUUGAAAAGUUGCGGGAGCUACAACUACAAACUAUGAAUGCGAUUAUGUCCAAAGAAGAUGUUAUAUUAAUCAUGCCUACAGGUGGUGGCAAAAGCUUGUGUUAUCAAUUGCCAGCCGUAAUCAGCAAAGGUAUAACUAUAGUAGUUUCACCAUUAGUGUCCUUGAUGGAGGAUCAGUUACACGGAUUGAAUAAAUUCAACGUAAAGGCUACCAUGCUGUGUGCAAAGGCAAGCAAGGAGAGUGUCAAGACGACCAUGAACGCGCUUGUGGAUAAAAACUCGAACCUAAAACUGAUCUACGUGACUCCGGAGUACAUGGCAAAGUCCAAUCGUUUCAUGAACAAGCUGCAGAAGGCGUAUGAACUGGGACGUCUGGAUCGUUUCGCCAUAGACGAGGUACAUUGUUGUAGUCAAUGGGGUCACGAUUUCCGACCGGAUUACAAGUUCCUAGGCGUAUUGAAAUCCAUGUUCCCGGGCAUACCGAUUCUAGGUCUCACUGCCACGGCCCCGGCCAAGAUCAUCGUAGAUGUACAGAAGAUGUUGGACAUUAGCGGUUGCCUGGUCUUACGCGCUUCGUUCAACAGGCCCAACUUGUAUUACGAGGUUCGUCGUAAACCAGCGGAAAAGGAGACGUGUCUCGCGAUGAUAGAGAAUCUUUUGAAGACUCGAUUCAGCGGCAAGUCGGGGAUAAUUUACACGACUACGAUUAAGGACGCCGAACAGCUGACCACGGAUUUAAGGGAAAGAGAUAUUAAAGUCGGAUGUUAUCACGCGAUGCUCGAGGCUGAGUACAGAUCGGAAGUAUACUCCAAGUGGAUAUCGGGCAAGUAUCAAGCGGUGAUUGCGACUAUCGCUUUUGGCCUGGGUAUCGACAAGCCGGACGUGCGAUUCGUGAUACAUCAUUGCGUCUCCAAGUCGAUGGAGAACUUUUAUCAGGAAAGCGGUAGAGCGGGCAGAGACGGCAGGAAGUCGGUGUCCAUCGUGCUCUACAGAUUGGCGGAUGUGUUCAAGUUGAGUACAAUGGUAUUCCAGGAUAAAGUCGGACUGCAGAAUCUGUACAAAGUGUUGAUGUACUGUCUGGAUCGAACGUCCUGCAGACGGAGCUUAAUAGCGACUCAUUUCGAGGAGACCUGGAAUGCGAGCGAUUGCGUCGAAAUGUGCGAUCAUUGUAGGAAGCCGAGUGUCGGAAAGCAAGUUGACGUAGCGCAAUAUUGCAAACAGUUGUAUCAAAUUAUGACGAAGGCUGUGCAAAACGAAACACGAUUGACCGCGAUCAAGCUCGUGGACGCCUGGUAUAGCAAAGGUGCCACGUCCUUGCGAGUGUCUAGCGUACCUGUGCCAAAGUUUACGAGAGAAACCGCGGAAGCUAUCGUAGGACAUUUGCUAGUGAACGGUUACUUGCAGGAGGACUUUCAUUUCUCAGCGUAUUCUACGAUAUCGUAUCUUAAACGCGGCCCUAAAUCGGGACUAGCUCUCAACAACGAUCAUAAGAUACUCUUCGAUUACGAACUACACUAACGCUAGGGAAAAAGAUGUUAAAGUAAUUCAGAAGAACAGUUGAUCAUACACAGGUGUUCGCAAUAUUUUAUAUACCUUUCUAUCUGUUUUUUUUUUUAAAUAUAUAUUCUUGGAAGUCCACGAUGCAUUGUCACUUCAUUAUUAGUCAUGAAUUAUAUUUUAAUUAAUUAAUAAAAUAUUAAUAAAUUGUGUA
Nylanderia fulva is the source of this 2276-nucleotide messenger RNA. RefSeq names its product ATP-dependent DNA helicase Q1. Gene Ontology annotation, cellular component: cytoplasm; chromosome. NCBI's taxonomy places the organism in Eukaryota, Metazoa, Arthropoda, Insecta, Hymenoptera, Formicidae. The record is from RefSeq and is a predicted model, not a curated record. Gene Ontology annotation, molecular function: 3'-5' DNA helicase activity; four-way junction helicase activity; nucleic acid binding. Gene Ontology annotation, biological process: double-strand break repair via homologous recombination.